AACAUUACAGAUCACAUAGUAAAUGCAGUUGCAUCUGCAUUUAAAGUGUAUACUGAAAUGUUUGUACCUCUCAUAUAAUCUUCCAGAGAGAGAAUUUACAGUCAGAUCUGUAUGUCUUUUAAAAACUGUUGAAGCAUUAUCAGUGCACAUGCAUGAUAGUUUGCAUAAAAGACCCAUAGGAGGUUAUAGACUGAGAACCACUGAUUAAAUUGAUAGUAUCCAAAUGAAUAUUAUUUAAACACAUUAUAAUGUUUUAAACUACCAAAGAUAUGGAUGAUGAGCCUCAGUCCCUCGAAUAUGAAGAAGAUUGCUACUAUGCAUACAUAUCAGGAUCGGGAACACCAAGUUUUGAUCAUAAUUGGCCAGAUGAUGUAGAUUCAAGUACUUUCUGUAUUGUUGAUGAACAUGAUGAAUCAUCCCUGGAAACAGAGUCAUGUAGUGUGGAAACGGAGUUUCAGAAAAAGCCACAUAAUGUAAAAGUAACAUUUCAAGAUAUUUCAAAGCCCUAUCUUGCUCGUGUCAGCAGCCCCAAAAACUACAGGCGUUUUCUGCAACUUGUGAAAGCUGAGGAGGCCCCUACGGACGUCUCACCCGAUUCUGGUAUCAAUGAACUUCAGGGUUUGAGUCCUGAGGAACAAGAGAGACAGAAACAGGAAUGGCAGCAGGAGCUUGUAAAGGUUGAAGAGGAAAUUCAGACUCUCCGCCAUGUCUUGGCAUCAAAAAUAAAACAUUCUCAAGAACUUAAACGUAAACUUGGGAUAAGUGUGUGGAAGGAAUUUCAAGAUGAUAUGUCACAGAGCAUUCGAAAUGUGAAGGAAUCAAAUAUUUAUCAGAAUGUUGAAGACAAACUAGGGAAGUUCAGCAGGGCUGUUACAGAAGCACCAUUGUAUCAGAAGACUGAAUCUGUGAUUAAAACUACAGCUGAAAAAACUACUACUCUUCUAGGUGGUUUAGGCUCCAGUGUAACAACAAAAAUUGGGCAGCUGAAAAAUUCAGAUUCUUUUCGCUCUUUAGAAGAGAAGGUUGGGUCAGCAUAUGAGAAUGUGAAGACAAAAGUGGUGACUUCACGCUCCAACUCAACUCAGAGUUUUGAUGAGGCUCUGAGAGAGGCAGAGGCAAACCGAAGACCCAGUAACGGUGCUUCAACACCUGCUACAACACCAACCAUACCAGAAGAGAAGCCACUCUCCUAGAGGAAUAACUUGUUUGGCUGCAAAAACUGGGUUUAGUUAGGCGUCUUACCUCUUGAUGUGGAAUGGUUAAUUCAGUUCAGCUUAAAAUGCAAUGGGUAUAUUGUGGAUUGGUACAGCUUUACUGCAGACUGAAGUUAUGGUUACUUAUUAAUUAUUACAUUAAAUGUAGCUAUACAUAUUUUUAUAAUACAAUAUUUAAUGGUAUCUUUUGCCUAUAACAUUUCAUAAUAAACUGUUUGACUAAACUGUCCACUCCAGGUGUUACGAGAACUUCAGAGGCAUGCUUAUUGAAAUAAGAUGUCGUUUACAAGUUGUAUUCAGCAAUCACUUUAAAGUUUUUUCAUGAAAAGAAAGGAUCAACUCUCCAACUUGGGAAAAUAACCAUAUUGCUAACUCUAUUGUGUAGAACGUUUAGGAGGCAUGCUAAUUAAUAAUUGGAAGUGACUUUCAUGUGUUGUCACAGCACUAGAGUUCAGCAUUAUUUAACUUGAAUGCUUUUUGUGAGAAAACGAUGGCUUGGCUGUGUUGUAAUGACAGCUUAUGUUUCUGUUACACUGCUUUGCAUGUAAACUACUGAAUAUGUAAUUAAUGGAAGCUUUCAUAUUCAAGGCUGUGCCUGUAACUGAAAAUUUAAAAUUUUGAACAGUCAGUUCUCUGCGUAACAGUGUCAUUCAGAUAAUUCUUUUUCUGCAAGAUUUACUACAUAAUACAACACACUUAAAAUGAGAAACAUCUGUUGUUCAUCAUUAAUAGCUGAAAUGUGUGCAGUAAGGAAGACUACUAGACAGAUUGAUAUUUCAGGUAUUAUCUUCACAUAUAUAGUAGUGCAACAACAAAUUUUUUUCCACUCAUUUGUGCUACUUCCUGCCUUCUGGUGUUGGUCAUCUCUCACCCACAUUUAUGAUGCUGUCACUUUCUCUCUGAUAACCAUCUCUUUAAGUUGUUAAAACUUAAAUUGUUUUCCAUACUGAUUCAUCUGUAGCCAUCUGAGAAAUAAUUCACUAUAAUGUUGAUUGUAUUUUAAGUGAUAUAGGGGCUUGUUCCAUGGCAGCAACUAUUGUGAUCUGUUCUGGACAAAGGAACCAUAUUGUUUUUGCAUUAAAUUGCAAUUACUCAUCUCCAUCCACCUUGGCCUUGCUGUAAUAUUUUCAAAAAAUCUCAUACUAAAUUACUGUCAAAUUUUUGAAAAGAAAUGUUUUCUAUUUGAUAGUAUUGAUGUAUAUUUUAAGAAAAUAAUCAGUGUAACUAGAUAUUAAAAAGUUUAUUGCACAUUUUGAUUGUUAAAAUAUUCUAAUGUUUUGUCUGUCACAUUGAUUAUAAUAAAUAACUUUUUGUUACAUGAAAAGUAAUAUUUUCCUUAUUAACUUUUUUCUUUUUUAUAUAAUGUGUAACUUCAAUGUAAUCAUGCCAUCUCAAGUCUUGAUAUCAAAUUCUAUUUACAGAAAAACUUAUUUCGUGUAUGAAAAUUAUGUAACAUGCUAGUCACACACAUGUAAUGAAAAAUCUUGACUGUUUAUUUAUUAUUAUGAGAAUUUUUAGAGAUCACAUAAUUAUAAAUAUAAUUAAAUCAUUCACUCAUUGUUAUUUUUGCUCAUUUUUCUUGCCUGUCACAAACUGUUUACUUCACUGUUUACUAUAUCUCCAGGGAUAAUUUUCAUUUAAAUAAAUUACUGUAGUGCACACAUCCAUGACACAUUUCUUUCAAUAUUAGAUUUUUUAAACAUUAAUAUGAAAAUAAGGAUAUAGCAAAUGUAGAAUAAAAGUAACUCAUUUCUGUAAAUAUGAAUGAAAGAAACAGUGUGGUGUUACUGGAGGAGCCUUUGUGGUAUUUGGUACCUUUGUGAGCUUGGCAGUGGGUAUCCUGUACUGCUACUAGUAAUUACCUUCCCUGUUACACUAGCAAGUAGAGCGAGGAAAAAAAUAACUGUUUGCAUGCUUCUUAAUUUCUUGUAUUUUAUUUUCAUGGACCUUAAGCAAAGUGUAAAUUGACGGCUGUAGAAUCAUUCUGCAGUCAACUCCAGAUGCUGAUUCUCUACUUGCUAAUAGUGUUCCUCAAAAAGAGCACUGACUUCCCAGGGAACUAGACAUUAACUUGAUUGAGAUCAAACUUUUUUCCCCGUAUUUGUCAUGUUAUUGGUAGAGGACAUAUGCAGACACACAACUUUAGUGUUUAAAGUUUUUCAGUCAAAUGAUGAUGUAAAUUCUUUAAUUGCUUUAGUUGGUUAAAAAAAGUGCAGUAUAAAAGUA
Schistocerca serialis cubense is the source of this 3440-nucleotide messenger RNA. RefSeq names its product tumor protein D54. The record is from RefSeq and is a predicted model, not a curated record. Lineage: Eukaryota; Metazoa; Arthropoda; Insecta; Orthoptera; Acrididae. The transcript has 6 exons. Bases 270 to 1193 code for a protein of 307 amino acids. Gene Ontology annotation, cellular component: cytoplasm.